GUGGAGUUAAUACGUUGUUGUUUGUUUCUGUUACAGGAAAUCUACGCGAUUCCGGCACAUGGAAACAUUAGCCACCUCUUAUAUAAAACAUCUUACAUUGGCUGCGGAAUAUCAUUAGCCUGUCUAUUACUCACAGUAAUAUUUUAUGUUUGUUCCAAAUAUCUUAGGAAAUUAAUGGCUUCAAAGAUUUUAAUAAACAUGUGCAUUUCUUUGGCUGUCUCUAAUGUUAUCUUUCUUGCUGGGAUGCAGCCAUAUGCCUCAGAAAUAACUGCUUGUAAGACGGUGGCUGCUCUGUUACACUUCUUCAUUCUGACAUCUCUAAUGUGGACGGCUGUUGAAGCCCUUCAUAUCUUCGUGCGUAUGCCAUCUUCUACGAUAAAGAGUUCAAUUGUGGCGUGGGGUAAGUAGCUGAAAUGAGUUGGA
This is a messenger RNA of Octopus sinensis (East Asian common octopus), 423 nucleotides long. RefSeq names its product adhesion G-protein coupled receptor G6-like. Gene Ontology annotation, cellular component: membrane. Gene Ontology annotation, molecular function: G protein-coupled receptor activity. The transcript has 3 exons. The coding region runs from base 175 to 408 and encodes 77 amino acids. Lineage: Eukaryota; Metazoa; Mollusca; Cephalopoda; Octopoda; Octopodidae. Gene Ontology annotation, biological process: G protein-coupled receptor signaling pathway. The record is from RefSeq and is a predicted model, not a curated record.